This is a messenger RNA of Prorocentrum cordatum, 4233 nucleotides long. NCBI's taxonomy places the organism in Eukaryota, Dinophyceae, Prorocentrales, Prorocentraceae. The record is from the annotation of a GenBank genome assembly.
AUGCACAAAGUGGCCCGGUGCAAUGCGAUCUCCGCCGUGCCGCAGCUGGUCUCCCCAGGGUCGGACCGGCCGGAGCGGCCGUCCAUGGCUGCAAUUGGCGGGGGAGCCGGGGCCGCGGACGGGCUCGCAGCCGCGCGCGCGGCCGUGGCGGCGCGCCGCCAGCGGGCCGGGGACGCGGAGCAGGCCCGCGGGGAGGUGCCGGCGCGCCGGCGCGUGCAGCCCCGAGGCUUGCCGCGGGAGGCGUCCGCGCCGGCCGCGGCCGCGGCGGCAGGAGAUGCCGCCAUGCCGCAGGCCGCCGGGCAGCUGGCCCUGCCAGACCCCGCUGCGCCCGCUCCCGCCGGGCGGCUGGCCCUGCCGGCCCCCGCUGCGCCCCGGGCGGCUGCUGCCGCUGCUGGCGCUGCUGGCGGCGCUCCCGCUGCUGCCCCCGCCCCCGCUGCCCCCGGCGGCGGCGCGGCCCGGCCAGCCGGCAAGGGCGGCGCCAAGGGCGGCCGCAGGCGAGGAGGCGGCGGCGGCGGCCAGGGCGCAGGCGGCGGCAAGGGCAAGGGGCACGGCGGCAAGGGGCGAGGAGCCGGCCGCGGCCGCGGGCUCCCCGGCCCCAUGGAGGAGGUCGUGGAAGCGCUGGUCGCCCUCGGCAUCAGCCACGAGCGGGAGCUCAACAUGCACACCGACCGCGUCGGCGCUUUGGUGGUGCUCAAGGACGAGGAGCUCAUCGACGAGGUGUGGGAGCUGCGGAGCGCCUGGCGCCAGGCCGACAAGGACCGCAAGGAGCAGCAGCCAGCCGACGGCCCCUUGCCCCCGCAUCCCAUGGGCAGCCAGCGCAGCAUGCUCUUCAAGGCGAUCUGCGAGUGGACGGCGGGCAAGCUGCAGGAGGCCGACCCGGGCAAGCAGGCUGCCACCGACCUCGCCGCGAUGCCGGCUGCAGAGGUCGACGCGUCCCUCUUCCGCUUCAAGCCGCGCCACGAGGCCGUCACCGUCCCUGGCGUGCGGUUCGGUGUGCUCCACACGGACGAUGGCCCGAUCGUGCAGCUGGCCCCCGGUGCUGCUCGCCUGUGCGGUCCUCCUGGCACGCCCGGCCCGGCCCCCACGGGGGCGCGCGCCGGCCUGCACGGCCGCCUCGGCGGCGCUGGCGGCGGCCCGCGGCAGACGCACGCCGCCGCCCGCAGGCAGGGCAUCUACGACGCCGCCGUCGGCGUCGCCUGGGUGCAGGCCUUUCUCGUGGCCCUGCUGGUCACGAUCGGUAUGAUCAAGGCCGCCGGCGAGCCUGUGCUGGCUGAGGUGCGUCGCCUCGUCCGCCUCUUUUGGGGCAUUCCCAACGAGCAGUGGGCCGACGUGCUGGGGCAGGAACCACUGCGAGCCGUGGUCAUUCUGCUCUUCAAGAACAAGUGCUCCCUCUCAUACCUCGACAACUAUCGCGGCAUUUGCCUGCUGAGCAUGCUGUCUCGCAUCGUUGCCAAGGUGGCCGCCACGCGGGUCUCCAAGUGGGCCGAGGCGUCAGGAUUCCACGUGCGCGAGCAGUGGGGCAACCGCAAGUACCACUCUACACGAGACGCGGUGCUGGUGAUGCGCAUACUGUUCGAGGAGAGCACUCGGGUUGGCACGAUGGUUUCUGACGGUUCCCUCGCCGCAGUGCUGGUCGACGUCAAGAAAGCGUUCCCCAACGUGCCGAGAGCCCUCUGCUGGAAGGUGCUGACGCGCCUGGGCGUGCCGCCGGCCAUGCUCAACGUGCUGCGGGGGGUCCACGAGCAGACUUUCUACGUGGUGCGAACUGGCGCUGGGGACGCCUCCCCCUACGUCCUCCAGCGGGGCCUGCGCGAGGGGUGCCCCACCAGCGGCAUUCUCUACACGGUGUUCCACAACGUCGUGCUGUGGAGGCUACGGGAGGAGCUCCGAGACGAGCAGAAGGUCCACCUGCACUUCAACCGCGCCCGGCCCCUGCCGCGCGCCACCGAGCAGCCAGACGAGCGAGACUUGACCGCUUUCGUGGCGCACUUGCUAGCCUUCGCCGACGACACUACGAUGCUCACGAGGAAGCAGCACGCCAGGGCGGUAGAGGACAUGGUCAUUCGGAUCAUGGGUCGCUUUGGGGAGACUGUGCACCCGGGGAAGACCGAGAGGCUCUGCGCCGCCGCUAAGGGCGAGGCCGCACCGCCCGGCUUCCUCACCGCUGUCCGACUGCUGGGGGCAUGGUUCGUCACCGAUGGUGGCACGGAACAGGACGACACCAAGCGCCUUCAGGCCGCCCGCCUCGUGUGGCGACGUCUACACAAGCAGCUCCCGAGGCUGCGGCUGAGCAGCCGCCUCCGCGGCUCGGUGGUCCAGGCGACAGUUGUGGCCUCACUGCUUUACGCUUGCGAAGUGCGCCCCUUCACGCCCGCGUCCUUGAGGGCCUACCAGCUCUUCAUCAACAGGGUCAUCCGCGGCAUCACGUACGACCCCAAGCGUGGCGGGACACGGGCGAUGGAGGGCGUGUGCACUACGGUGGACUUGCGCAUUGAGGCUGGGAUCGACGCCGUUCCCGUGCAGGUUCUGCGGCGGCAGCUCGGCUACCUGGGCCACCUCGCCCGCUACCCUGGCGACCGUCUGGAGCAGCACAUGCUGGGUUUGUGGCUCGCCCCGCAGCCAGAGGGCGAUGGCGCUGUCGACGCUGGGGCCCGGGCUGCGAGGACGCCUUCUCUCCGCGAUACUUAUUGGAAGCUGAUCGUCCGCGUGAUGGGGCUGACCGGGCUGCCAGAGGAGGAAUGGUCCACCCGCUGGGUCGAGGUCGCCCAGGACCGCCCCGAGUGGCGCCGCCUUUCGGACAUCCUCGUGCACUACGAGCGCCAGCGGUGGGACGCAGACGCGUGGGCCAACCGACACUCCGAGUCGGCCACCGCCUACCGCGCCGAGCUGCAGGGGGCGCAGUGCGACCCAUUCACAGGAGAGCGGCAGUGUCCACGGUGCGGGGUGUGGUAUGUCAAGCUCGGCAACCACAUGCGCCUUUGCGACGGCACCCCGCCAGCCCGCGUCGUGCCGAGGAUCGUGAACGGCCAGGCCGCCGGCUCCCGUCCUGCUCGCCCACCACAGGCCGCGGACGCCGCGGAACGACACGUGCGCCGCCACCAACCGCCCCCGCCGCCCGCCCCUGCUGUGCCGGCGCAGAGGAGACGGCUGCGCGGCAAGCAGUCCCCGCCGGCGGCACCUGCCCCGGUCGCCGCUCCCAUUGCGGACGCCGCCUACGCUGCAGGAGGUGCGGGAGGGCGCGGCUGCUGGCACGGCCGGAGGCACGGACUCGAGCCUCCCGCGCAGGCGGCCGCGGCCGCGGGAGGGCUCGCAGCCGCGCGAGCGGCCGUGGCGCAGGCCCGCCAGCGAGGAGAGGACGACGCGGCGCAGGGCCGGGGGCAGGCAGAGGCGCCGCGACGGCGCGUGCGGGGCCGCCAGGGCGAGCCGGCCGCGGCCGCUGCGGCCGGCGAUGCCGCCCACGCGCCGGCCCAGCGCCAGCGGGGGCCGCGGGGGCGCCCCCGCCUGCCCUCGCGCCGCCUGCCGGUGGCGCUCCGCAUGCUGCUGCGCCUGGCCCCGCUGCUGGCCGCGCCGCUGCUGCCGGCGGCGGAGGAGGCGGCGGCGGCCGGGCCGCUGGCGCAGGCGGCGGCAAGGGCAACCGCCGCCGCGGUGGCGGAGGCGGCGGCGGGGACGGAGGCGGCGGCGCCGCAGGCCGCGGAGGUCGUGGAGGCCCUCGUCACCCUCGGGAUCAGCCACGAGCGGGGGCUCAACAUGCACACUGACAGGGUUGGCUCCAUGGUGGUACUCCGAGACGAGGAUCUCGUCAACGAGGUGUGGGACCUCCGCGACGAGUGGCGCCGGGCCGACAGGGCGCGCAAGGAGGCGCUGCCCGCCGACGCCAACGGCCCCCUGCCAGCCCACCCAAUGGGCAGCCAGCGCAGCAUGCUCUUCGCGGCCGUGUGCGAGGCCGCCGCCGGCAAGCUCCAGGCGGGCACGCCCGGCCACGCGGCCGCCACGCAGCUUGCCCAGACAGCGCCCGCGGAGCUGGACAGCCAGCUUUUCCGCUUCAAGCCGCGCCACGAGGAGCCGAUGGCGGGCAGGCCCUGGGUGUGGUACAUCGUGUACUCGAUUCGGGUCGCCCCGGGCUUCCUGGACGCCCUCGCCUCCCUCCAGGCAGCCAACAUGGAGGGGUUGCGGUUCGGGGUGCUCCACACGGACGACGGCCCCAUUGUGCAGUGGCUGCGAAGGCAGCGCUAG